AUAAAUGAUAUCAAAAAUAUAUGCAGUAGAUACAUCAGCCAAAACAUAACUGUAUCUUUCAACCUUUUCUUGUUUUUGUGUUUUAUUUUUAUUUUUUUCUGUGUAAAUGUAAAACAGAGCCCAAGAAAAUCAAGAGAAGUUAACUCUGAGAGAGAAAGAAUGUGAUAAAAUAAUAAAAAUAGAGGGGGGUAUUCUGUGGCUUUGGAUUGUUCUGGCAAAGCGUGCCUGCCAGCUUCACUCGGACUAGGGUGGGGGUCUGGCUAAGAAAGAAAUGUCUUGCUCUUGAAAAUUCGAAGAAAAAUAUAAACUAGGGGUAGCAGCAGUCAGCAAGUCAUUAAAGCCAAGGCCCUUGUCUUGGUUUGCCGGUGAGGUUUGACAAGGAAAGUUUGAGAAGCUGAUGAUGGAGGUUUGGAGAAGGGGUCAUCUGGUUGUGACAGUGAUAAUCUGCAUUCUGGGAUGCAUCAACAGUGAAACAGAUCCAAAUGAUGUGCAGAAAAUGUGGUGAAUGAAGUUUCCUUUUUAAUGAUGCUAUACAAUGAUGGGUGUUAUUACUUUGAUCCUCAAGGGAAUGAUAAAGUAGCCGGAGUUUCUCAGUUCUUUUGGUCAAGUAACUCUUCUGCUUUAAGAGUCAUGUAUACCAGCUUAGGUUCACCAGAACAGCUAAGUCAAUGGAACUCAAAUGGUGGUGAUCCAUGCGUAGAGUCCUGGAAAGGUGUUACUUGCUCAGGCUCACGAGUCAUGGAAAUUAAAUUAUCUGGUCUUCAACUUUCUGGAUCAUUGGGUUACCAGCUCUCGAGUUUGACAGCAUUAACGAACCUAGACUUGAGUAAUAAUAAUCUUGCAGGUGGUAUACCUUAUGGACUUCCUCAAAACCUGACACAGUUAAAUCUUGCCAAUAAUCAUUUUACAGGAGACAUCCCUUAUUACUUUUCUCAGCUGACUAAACUUACAUAUUUGAACAUUGCUCAUAAUCAGCUUCAGACUCAGUUGUAUGACAUGUUUGGAAAGCUCUCUUCCCUCUCCACACUGGAUAUCUCUUUCAACCAACUGCCAGGUAACUUACCUGAGAGUUUUAGCAACCUUUCAAGUAUUAACGAAAUGUAUUUGCAAAACAACCAGUUCACAGGCACUAUUGAUGUCCUUGCCAAUCUUCCUCUUAAAAAUCUGAAUGUUGCAAAUAAUCAUUUUACUGGAUGGGUCCCUGAACAGUUGAAGGACAUUUAUUUACAGAUGGAGGGUAACAAUUGGAACUCAGGGCCUGCACCCCCACCUCCGCCCGGUACACCUCCAGCCCACAGAAACCCAGGUCAUAAAUCUGGUGGCAAUAACAGUCCAUCUGAUAGUGGCGGCAAAAAAUCAGGAAUAGGAGGUGGUGGCAUAGCUGGAAUAAUCAUAUCCAUCUUUGUUGUUGGGGGGAUAGUUGCAUUCUUCUUGGUGAAGAAAAGAUCCAAGAGGCCAUCUACAGAUAUAGAAAAGCUUGAUAAUCAGCCAUUCGCACCUCUUUCUUCAAAUGAAGUACAAGAAUUAAAGUCUAUACAAACUCCCUCCACAGCCAAUACAAAGACGUUUAAUACCCCAGCCUCCAUAAAUCUUAGACCCCCACCUAUUGAUCGCCAUAAAUCAUUUGAUGAGGAUGAUUUCUCAAACAAGCCUGUUGUUGUAAAGAAACCUGUUACAGCUCCUACAAAUGUAACGUCAUAUUCCAUUGCAGACCUGCAGAUAGCUACUGGCAGCUUCACUACCGAUAAUCUUCUUGGUGAGGGGUCUUUUUGCCGUGUUUAUCGAGCUCAUUUUGAUGAUGGGAAGGUUCUUGCUGUGAAGAAAAUAGAUUCAUCCACUCUUACCAAUGACAUGACUGAAGAUUUUAUGGAGCUGGUUUCAAAAAUCUCUGAGUUAAAUCACCCAAAUGUGACAGAGCUCGUGGGUUAUUGUUCAGAGCAUGGGCAGCACCUGCUGGUCUAUGAGUUCCAUAAAAAUGGGUCGCUACAUGACUUCCUGCAUCUGUGGGAUGAGUACAGCAAGCCUUUGAUAUGGAAUUCCCGUGUCAAGAUAGCUUUGGGGACAGCUCGUGCAUUAGAGUACCUGCAUGAAGUAUGCUCACCAUCUAUUAUUCACAAAAACAUCAAGUCAUCAAACAUCCUGCUGGGCUCUGAGCUCAAUCCUCACCUUUCAUACUCUGGCCUAGCGAGCUUUCUUCCAAAUGCAGAUCAGGCAUUGAACCAUGAUGCAGGAUCUGGAUAUGGUGCACCUGAGGUAGCCAUGUCUGGUCAAUAUACUCUCAAGAGCGAUGUUUACAGUUUUGGAGUCGUCAUGUUAGAGCUUCUUACUGGACGUAAACCAUUUGACAGCUCAAGGCCAAGAUCUGAGCAAUCUUUGGUUCGAUGGGCCACACCUCAGCUCCAUGACAUUGAUGCACUAUCUAAAAUGGUUGAUCCUGCUCUCAAAGGGCUCUAUCCUGUCAAAUCUCUCUCCCGGUUUGCUGAUGUUAUUGCCCUGUGUGUCCAGCCCGAGCCAGAGUUUCGACCACCUAUGUCAGAAGUUGUUCAGGCAUUGGUUCGUCUCGUUCAACGAGCUAAUAUGAGCAAGAGAACGGUUGGAAAUGAUCAGGGAACACCUCGGCAAGCAGACAACCCAGAAGCACCUGACUACAUGUCUUAGAUGGCAGUGAUACCUACGGUUACUUGUUCCAAUGUUACAUACAGGCUACAGUACAUCAAUGGUCUUCAUUUUAUUUGCUUUCAAGUUUUUUGAACAUAGAUGUUUAGUUUAAUCUUCUCGUAUGGAGCACAUGGUAGAAUUAGGAACUCGAUAAAGCUUGUUAAAAAUAUCUGUUGAGCUGUUGCACUGCCUUAUGACUUGAGAUUCUGUUGGAAGUACAUGGAACAUCAAACAUUGUAAAUGAAUGUAAACAUGGAAUAAAAGCUUUGACGGUUGGAUCUCCUCCAUAAGGUACAAGGCUCCCUGAAAAUUUUCCUU
Messenger RNA from Hevea brasiliensis (rubber tree), 2976 nucleotides. Its product is annotated as protein STRUBBELIG-RECEPTOR FAMILY 6. The coding region runs from base 523 to 2658 and encodes 711 amino acids. The transcript is spliced from 17 exons. NCBI's taxonomy places the organism in Eukaryota, Viridiplantae, Streptophyta, Magnoliopsida, Malpighiales, Euphorbiaceae. Gene Ontology annotation, biological process: protein phosphorylation. Gene Ontology annotation, molecular function: receptor serine/threonine kinase binding; ATP binding; protein kinase activity. The record is from RefSeq and is a predicted model, not a curated record.